AUGCCUUCAGAAGACCUGCAAAACAGCAUUGAAGGUCGUUGUAAUCGAGUCUGUCCUUCCAAGUCCGAUGUGUGGGCAUUUGGGGUCGUGCUUUGGGAACUGGCUACUUACGGUCUCUCUCCCUAUCCUGGUGUGGAACUACACGGUGUCUACCAACUUCUGGAAAAAGGUUACCGUAUGCAGCGUCCGCACGGCUGUCCUGAGUCUGUUUACAGCAUCAUGCUACGAUGCUGGUCCUGGGAGGCAGCUGAUCGUCCAACAUUUUCGUCAAUCAAGGCAGAAUUGGAGGAAAUGUGGCGAACCAUUGAUAUGGCUGAGGCUGUAGCUCAAGAGUUGGCCACUCAACCACCUGUAGUUCAAAACACGGACCAUAUGCAGUUCAUUACUGCCACCUCUACCACGACCACGACCACCACCACUGUCGGUGUUGGUCCUGGCGCCGAUGGUGGGGGUGAGGCAAUGAUGUCCUCUGUUCCUGUCUCCAUGAUUUUGCGUAUGCCUUCAUACCACCAAAAUGACGGCGGAGGCACUGACAAUCAUUCUUCGCCCUCACAAUCCACCUCCUCCUGCACCUCUUCCUCUUCUGCGGCUGCUUCUUCUUCCGGUGCUGCUGAAACUGAUGGCCAAGAGGGAGAUGAUGAAGGCGAGGGAGACCUACGCCUCAAAUCAAUUGUUGAUAAGGACGCUUUGAACUCAGCAGCCGAUUGGAGUACAACACGGACCUCGGAUGGUUUCUACCAGGGCGAUUACAUAGUCAGUGGUAGUGGUGGUGGUGGUAGCGGUACAGGUGGUGGUGUUGUUCGGGUUACACCUGCCUCUGAUUUGCCUCUUGCUACGCACAAAACUACUGCUCGUGAUAGCCAGCUCUCCGCUCCUGCUUCCCUCCCUCCCCUGCACCACCUGCAACAGUUCCAACAUCAUCACAAUAGGGCCAACAAUCACAGCCAUCAUCACCACCGCCAUUAUCAGCACCAAAUUCAGCACUCUGAGACUGGACGGAGUGUGCCUAGACGUCGAAGUGGACCCAAUCAUCCGGUCAAGCAUAUUGAAGAAGGCUCGUUGCGUUGUCCAGUGCGACCAAAGGAGAAGAAUAUAACACCAGCAGAGAGCGGUGUAGGCGAGUCAAUAGUUUCAGCAGACUCACCAGGUGGGGAUGGCAGCGCAAGGCAACAGGAAGAAAGGGCGGUGGGGAUGGCUUCGAAACGAAUUAGUGACAGAGCGGCUGGGGCGGUGACUACGACGUUUGAAGGGAGCAAUUCUUGUGUUACACCUACAAGGGAAGUGGCACCUGAGGUGGCCUCCGAUGAUAGGCGAAUGCGGCUUGAUGUGGAGUCAGUAACGCAGUUUACUACUCUGCCAGCACAGGACCGUAUCACGCGGUACUUGGAGAGUCUGGGUGAACUCGGUGAUGCGUCGGAAGAGCGGACACAGAAAGCUAAGGGAAGUGCGAACCCAUCCCAUCCCCCUCUUCUGUCCCAUUUCCCUCCUCCUCCGCCGGUGCCUCCACCACCGCAACCCGCACAGCACCUUCGCAACCCUCGAGUGCUGCCCUCCGAACGACGCCGAAAUGGGGUAGGACGCUCCGCCUCGUGUUACCAAACUGUCACCAGCGCGCAACUGCUACCGCCACUAGCCAUGACUACCACUAACGGUUCAGUGGAGACACAGGAGAGCCUCCCGACCAACUCUACUCCUAUUUCUGCAGUGGGUGAGACUGUCACACCCACCGACGAUGUCUAUCAGGCACCAAAUUUGGCGCAAAGUAGCAGCGGUGGCGUUGCUAGUGUGGGGGCAGGGCAAACCACGGAAGUGUCCUCUGAAGUGGAGCAGGCGGAGCUGACUGCCUGCCUGAACACUCUCUCACUAGAAGCUACUGAACUCUCCACUGCCUGUCCCCAACUCGCUGCCGAGUUGUCCGCGCUCUCAGUGCAGCUCUCAGCCUGUCGCGGGAAGAUCGAAGCGCGCCUACGUGCCUCUGCUAACGGAGUCGGCGGCAGUGCAGAGGAGGAUCACUGCUUAGUGGGCAUCGCACAGGCUCUACGACACAUUCAACAGGCUCUCGCUGGAAUGCGCGCACGAGUGGAGCAGGAUGGAGAGGAAGCACGAACUCCCACCUCUCCUUCGUCGGCCCCCUCAACUGGAGCAACUGCUGCCACAAACGCCAAUGUCACUACCGUCUCCACCUAG
This is a messenger RNA of Hydatigera taeniaeformis, 2187 nucleotides long. NCBI's taxonomy places the organism in Eukaryota, Metazoa, Platyhelminthes, Cestoda, Cyclophyllidea, Taeniidae. The record is from the annotation of a GenBank genome assembly.